This is a messenger RNA of Miscanthus lutarioriparius, 2208 nucleotides long. NCBI's taxonomy places the organism in Eukaryota, Viridiplantae, Streptophyta, Magnoliopsida, Poales, Poaceae. The record is from the annotation of a GenBank genome assembly.
AUGGCUGCCGCCGCUCUCCCGCACUCCCACCCCCGCCUCCGCCUCCCGCUCCACACUCCCAGUCCCGCCUCCCGCCGCCGCCACCGCUCCCUUCUUCGCCUCCCCUCUUUCGUCGCCGCCUCCCUCCUCCAGAACCCCACCACCGCGACCCACCCGGUCCUGCCGCCCCCGGCUCCGCCCCCCUCCGCCGCGCUCCUCGCCGCCGAGAGCGCCUCCCUCGCGCCGCACCGCGAGCCCCGCUUCCCGGGCUCGCUCUCCUCCCCAACAAGCCCCGCUGGCUCCGCCUCCGCAUCCGCCGGCCUAUCCGAGGCGGAGGACGCCGUCCUGCGCCGCGCCCUCCAGGUGCGCCGCGCCGUCGCCGCCGAGGCCCUCGUGGCCGCGCUCGGCGGCGGGAAGAUCGGCGGCCUGACUUACAUCAAGAACCUCACGGCGCGGAUGGGCCCGUUCGUGGACCGCGUCGUCGUCGAGGCCGCCGCAAUGCGGCGGGACCACCCCGACCUCGCGCACAUGUCCUUCAACGCCCGGGCAAAGGCGUACAUCCAGGAGUCUGGCCUUGUCGAGCUUGUCAAGUGGUUCAAGCACAAUUCAAUGACAUAUCCCCAAAUCGCGAAAGUCGUUUGCGCAUGUUCUGGUGAUUUGGGGAAAGUUAGGAGGAUGAUAAAGUGGCUUAGGUCCAUUUAUGUAAAAGGAGAUUUUUUGGGGCGUGUCCUUGCAAACGGUGGAAGCUUCUUGAACCAGAGCUUUGAAGAACUGGAAGAGAUUAUUGGCUAUUUGGAAAGCCUUGGUGUCAGGAGAGACUGGAUUGGGUAUGUGGUCAGCAGAUGUCCACAGCUGCUGAGCUUGUCAAUGGAUGAGUUGGAGACACGAGUCAGGUUUUAUAGGGAUUUGGGAAUGGACGAGAAGGACUUUGGCACAAUGGUAUAUGAUUAUCCAAGAGUUCUUGGAUUUUUAAGCCUGGAAGAGAUGAACAGUAAGGUUCAAUAUCUGAAAGAGUUUGGUUUAAGUGCUCAAGAACUUGGGAAGUUACUGGCUUUCAAGCCACAGCUCAUGGCCUGUAGCAUUGAAGAAAGGUGGAAGCCUCUCGUGAAAUACCUGUAUCACCUUCACAUUUCAAGGGAUGGCAUGAAAAGAAUGUUGAUGGUCCAACCAACAAUAUUCUGUCUUGAUUUGGAGACAGUGAUUGUACCAAAGGUACAAUUUCUAAUGGAUAUUGGUGUGAGGAGUGAUGCAAUCGGCAAUGUGCUUGUGAAGUUCCCUCCUGUAUUAACGUAUAGCCUGUACAAGAAAAUACGCCCAGUGGUUAUAUUCCUGCUGACAAAAGGUGGAGUAAAACAGGAUGACAUUGGAAAGGUUAUUGCGUUGGAUCCACAGCUCUUGGGCUGUAGUAUCGCACAUAAGCUAGAAGUUAGUGUCAAGUACUUCCGGUCACUGAGCAUCUACCACUUUGUGCUCGGCCAGAUGAUUGCUGACUUCCCAACGCUUCUCAGAUACAAUGUGGAUAUCCUGAGACCAAAAUACCAGUACUUGAGGCGUGUAAUGGUGCGGCCACUGAAAGAUCUCAUCGAGUUUCCACGGUUCUUCAGUUACUCCCUGGAGGAUAGGAUAGAGCCUCGGCACCAAACUUUGGUGGCAAACAGGGUCAACAUGAAGCUGCGGUACAUGCUGAGUGGCUCUGACGAAGAGUUUGCGCAGAGGGUGCGAGAGGCUGUCGAGAGGAGAGCGAGAUUUGAAGCUAGAAAGGCUUGUCCGGAGACAUUUUCAGGUUCUUCAGAGACAUCCAGGGAAACAGAAGCUACAGUAGCAUCAGCAUGCCAAGAUAACAUAGAGAAGCAGAGAGGCUUGGGUGCCUUCGGAGGUGGCGCGAGGGAUGACAUUGUUGGCACGCCAGGGAUGGAGGAGGGAAUCGGCGGCAGCGUCACCUUGGGGAUGGAAGCAACCGGCGGCAGCGUCAACUUAGGCACGACGACGGCUGGAACGGGAGGCAGCGUGGCGGCGUUCGGCAUAGCUGGCACAGCAGGCACCGUUGGCACAGUCACCGCGGGGACAGAAGGAACCGACGGAAUCGGCGGCAGCGUCAACUUAGGCAUGACGAUGGCUGGAACGGAACGGAUGGCAGCGCGGCGGCCUUGGGCAUGGCUAGCACAGCAGGCACCAUUGGCACGGUCACCGCGGGGACAGAAGGCACCGCAGGCAUUGGCGGCACGGUGA